Punctularia strigosozonata HHB-11173 SS5 is the source of this 207-nucleotide messenger RNA. RefSeq lists its product as uncharacterized. The record is from RefSeq and is a predicted model, not a curated record. Gene Ontology annotation, biological process: positive regulation of transcription by RNA polymerase II. The transcript is spliced from 3 exons. NCBI's taxonomy places the organism in Eukaryota, Fungi, Basidiomycota, Agaricomycetes, Corticiales, Punctulariaceae. The annotation marks the transcript as partial. Gene Ontology annotation, cellular component: nucleus.
CAUCUCUGCAACGACCACAUCGGCCGCAAAAGCACCAACAACCUCUGCCUCACUUGCAAGUGGAAGGACUGCUCCACCACCUGCGCCAAGCGCGAUCACAUCACCAGCCAUCUGAGAGUGCACACCCCACUCAAGCCCCACACCUGCGACAUCUGCUCCAAGUCCUUCAAGCGCCCCCAAGAUCUGAAGAAGCACGAGAAGAUCCAC